GUGUGAGCUACCGAGGUGACUGGAUGUAUACCUAUCUCUUUGUGCUAAAUAUACCAUUCCCUCAUUAUUUAUAGCAAUGUAUAUACACUCUGCAAACCGUGUCUUAACAAACUGCAGAUGCAUCCAAGUUUUCACGCUUUGGGACACCACGGACGGCUCAGCAAUGGCAGUGUGAUUUAUACAGAUUUUCCAGGGUAAUUUUGGAAUCCGGGGAUUGUUAACUUUCAGGAAAUAGAGGACUUAACUGUGGUUUACAUAUAAUCAAGAUGUGGCGAUACCUUUGGAAGUUGGCUUCUGGAACAAACUUUAGUGAUGAUGACUUUUUCGCACCCUUUUCUGCAAGUCUCGUCUACUUCUCAUGUGUAAUGGGAUUAGGAAUCAUUCUCCGAGUUCUGAAUAGAAUUUUUUCGCCUGAUGCUGUCAAAGAAUACAUCGCUGAUUUCCUCGCUACAAUGGAGAUGUGUGCUUACUUCUUUGAGAAUAAUUUCAUAUUCAAGCAUUACGGAUCGGUGUGGUUGUUCAUUGCUGUGGUGAUUGAAUGCUUCAUCGCAAACAGAACUUAUUUUGGUGCCUCCGAAAAUCCUGUGAAAGCUUUUUAUCAAUUCUGUAACCGCGAAAUAGGACUCACCACCGCAGUUCUAAAAAUAGCCGUUCAAACAUUGGCGGGAUUAGCCUCGUAUCGUUUAGCAAAAUUAGUCUGGUCCCUUGAUCUGGUUCCUGACCACAGAGAAAGAUUUUAUGAAAUGGAAUGCGCCUCUGAUCUUAACGUCGCACUUGCCGUUGGCAUGGUGGUGGAGUUCGGCGCCACUUUAAUCGACACGUGGUUAGGAAUCCAAGUAUUGAUGAAAAAUUCUCUAGUAGAUGAACUGAUAAAAUUGGGCAAUGGAUCCUUGAUGAUUGUAAUGGGUAUUAACAUGACAGGGAUGUAUUUCAACCCGGCGAUGGCCACAGGUCACACAUUUGGGUGUAAAGGCACGGCGGCCUGGGAACAUUUUGUUGUGUACUGGAUCGGUCCGUUCAUUGGCUGUUUUCUGGCCAUGAUGUUAGACCGGAUGUUACACAUUGACGCGACAGUUACAGCUGCAGACAAGACCAAAAAGACCCAAUGAGAGCCUUGGACACAUAAUCCCAGUUAACUUUAAUUUGUGCAGAUCUCCGUCCACCACGCAUUCCCCUAAUGUAUAUUUACCAUAUGUUACUGAAACCCGCUGUUAUAUUUAUUUGUUACAUAUAGAAAUGAAUUAAAAGGAUUGUUGCCUGAA
This is a messenger RNA of Ostrea edulis (European flat oyster), 1262 nucleotides long. RefSeq names its product aquaporin-11-like. Gene Ontology annotation, molecular function: channel activity. The transcript has 3 exons. The record is from RefSeq and is a predicted model, not a curated record. Gene Ontology annotation, cellular component: cytoplasm; membrane. Bases 267 to 1109 code for a protein of 280 amino acids. Lineage: Eukaryota; Metazoa; Mollusca; Bivalvia; Ostreida; Ostreidae. Gene Ontology annotation, biological process: transmembrane transport.